Molecule: messenger RNA, 1622 nt
Organism: Amoebophrya sp. A25
Lineage: Eukaryota; Dinophyceae; Syndiniales; Amoebophryaceae
Source: the annotation of a GenBank genome assembly
AGCGCAGAGACAGGAGAGCUAAGAGCUGCGUAGCUUUCUUAGAGGGCUCAGUUUCAAUCAGACUAAGCUGCGACCACUUAUAUUUGUGAGUAGUUCGAUUUCACACUCAAGAACGAUCGUUGAGUACUUACAUUCGUUGAUCCUCUUCCCCCAAGGCACGCCCACCCGCUAAGUUCUUAUCAGCGUUCUUAUUAGCAUUAUAUCAUUAUAUAUCCGGCAUAAAAAUUUUCAAUAUCAUACUCAAGCAACUACAAGAACAAAAUGGACGUCGAACAUCCUUCUUCUCCUCUCCGUGAAGCGGAAGAGGAGUUGUCAGAUCUCUCCGACAACGACGCUCUCCUGGAACAGGUUCUUCCCCUGCAGAACCGAUGGGCCCUGUGGACUCGUCUCCAGGCUGGCGCGUUCGACAGUAAAAACUUCGAGGAUACUCAAUGGCAAAAAGUCGCGAAAUUCGAUACCGUGGAAAAGUUUCAGGCGAUCCUACAACACGUGAACCCGCCAUCGGCUUUCGUGGCGGGUGUGUUUCAGACUCUGAACGACAAUCUACUCGGAGGAGGUGGCGCAAACGAGGAUAUUAUGGAUGGAUCCUCAAGGGUAGGCGGAAAAUACGUAGAUGCGGUAGCCUACUUUAAGGAAGGCUGCUUUCCAGUGGUUACGUCAGAGCAGUGCAGAGCACGAUGGGAUGCGAGACUGAAGGCGAAACAGGUAUAGUUGUGAGUGGAAGAGUAUGUUGAUCUGCUUGAUGAAGAAAGCUUCGUUAUUGCUAGUCGUGAAAGUGUGUAUUGUUGAAUCAAAUAUAAAGAUUUCUCCUUGAUGGAGCACUUGGAAUUACACUAGAAGUACAUAUUAGUUUAUACGAAUUCAACACCACACCAGACCCUGCCUCUCGAAGUGGACGCAAUGUGGGUAGACGCUGUCGCGAAUAUGGUCGGUGAACAGUUUUCUCAUUCAGACGACGUCCUCGGUCUCCUAAUCGCGCCUAGAGAACGCAGUGUAGUCAAAAUCGAACUCUGGCUACGCACCGCAGAGGAAGCAGCAUGCCGAAGAAUUGGCGCAAAAUUUUCGAAGAUUCUACGCAAAGCUAGUGCCGACUUCUACAGAAAAACAGGUGAGAAGCAAAGAACGCCAUGGAAUGACGUGGUCAAAUGCCUUUGCCUGCAAGACGAGAAAAGACGUGUGUUAUAUCGUCAUCCCAUAAAGGAGCAAGUCGAGGAGCAGGGUGCUGAAAAUGAAAACUGAUCCUGAAAAAAUCGAACACGAUGACUUCUUACCCAGCUACUAAGAGAUGACACAUUAACCGAAAGCUAUGUCGAUUGUUUCGCACUGACUAUGACGAAUGGCAUGACAUAAGAUCAUGAAGAGCCUACAACGCUCGUUUUUACGACUGAACGCGCAUCCUCUAUGACUAUCGCAAUGCUUAUGCUCUUUAUGCACAGGAUGACGUGGAAGACUCUGUUUAUUUCUAGGCAUCGAUCGCUCUUCAGACGAAAUCAAAUACGACGAACUAAACGAAGAGAAACUGAAUAAAGAUCGAUCAUGAUAUAAUACUGCUCUGUAGUUUGGCGAAGCGUGGAUCUACGCCUGGAUCUUUCUAGUGUAGCAUGAUCUCCUGCAUCUGUGAG